Messenger RNA from Colletotrichum godetiae, 653 nucleotides. RefSeq lists its product as uncharacterized. NCBI's taxonomy places the organism in Eukaryota, Fungi, Ascomycota, Sordariomycetes, Glomerellales, Glomerellaceae. The coding region runs from base 99 to 482 and encodes 127 amino acids. The transcript has 2 exons. Gene Ontology annotation, molecular function: protein heterodimerization activity. The record is from RefSeq and is a predicted model, not a curated record. Gene Ontology annotation, biological process: rRNA (guanine-N7)-methylation; tRNA methylation; peptidyl-glutamine methylation.
UCCGUGCUGGCCAAACCUCAACUCAAACACCACUCUACGGAAUAGCGACCAACCACUUUUACGUGACGCCCAAAAGACGAAAGAAGAAAAAAAGAACUAUGAAGCUCCUUAGCCUCAACUUUUUGACCUGCGCGGUCAAGGCCUGCAAGUCCUCUGCAGCCUCGUUCCCCCUCCAUCCCAAGGACGCAGAGCUGGCGCAGGACGACAUCGAGGUCAACCCCCAACUUCUCUUCAACGUCCUGCCCCGCUUAGACUGGGCCGCUCUGCGAACGAACGCAACUGAGCUGGGCUUCCCCGAACUCCCCGCGGAGCCUCCCUCGGCAGAGCAGCUCGAGGGCGACGAGAAGAUGCUCAAGGACCUGCACCACCUCCUCAUGGAGACGCAGAUCAUGGAGGGCAAGCUCGUUUGCGGUAACUGCGGACACGAGUACGCCAUCCGCGAGGGCAUCGCCAACUUCUUGCUGCCGAGUCACUUGGUCUAAAAGACAGUGCUCGGUCAUGGGGCAAGUUUACAGAGACGAGAAUUUGAUUUGAGACGGCCGGCGAAGGCAAGUAGGCGUUUACGGCGUUUUUCUCUCCCUUCAAACAAGCAUGGAGGCUCUGUCUGAUGUGGGGGAGGGGAGGUGGGCGGCAAACAGAGGAAGAAAAAAAAG